Messenger RNA from Penicillium brasilianum, 3394 nucleotides. The record is from the annotation of a GenBank genome assembly. NCBI's taxonomy places the organism in Eukaryota, Fungi, Ascomycota, Eurotiomycetes, Eurotiales, Aspergillaceae.
AUUUAUUUCAUCGGCAUUUACCAGCUGAUCAUUCGAGCUGCGCGACGGAGAUUUCUCAGUAAACUCUGCCGUGAUAUUCUCAGACACAAUGCCGUCAGACAAAAUUGACAAGAAGCGCAAGCGCGCAUCCGAUCGCCAUGAGCGUCCAACCAAAAAGACUGCUUUGCAGAGCCUCCCGACACUCGCAGCUAGCGUUGUCGAGGACAAGAGCGAGCUGGCGCCGGUCAUUGCUACUACCCCGGGUGUCAUGAACUCGAAAGGCUUCCGCUUCAACCCAUACAUCAAGACCCGCCAGGAUGUCGAGCGUACAGCUAGCCGGAACCCUGGUAUCGUCUCUAGCGAGAUGCUGUUGCAGUCAUCUGAACACCAGAAGAUGGACUUUGUUGGUCGUGAAGGAACCGGUGAAGAUGCGGACUCCCACUUGAAGCACUACGUCGCUGUCGUAGACCCGGAGCGCAAGACAUGGCAAAUUAUCGAAGCGCGCCGAGUUACUGUUCGCGGCGCUGUCCGGAGCAGGAAGCCCGAGGAGGAGGAGCAAGAGUCUGACGAGGAGAUGAGCACCAUGCGCGCCCAACGCACCAACCUUACCAACACCUUCGGUACCAAGCAAUCCCGCAAGGCUGUUCAGUCGAUGGCCGAGAACGCCCAGCUUUCCAGCGCUCCUGCCGGCACACUCAACCAAGCCGGUGCUGCUCUUAUUUCCUCACUCCCCGCAAAUGUGGCUUCCGGAUUGGCCAAGGCUACCAACGUUCAAGCCGAGGUGCAAGCAGCCAAGCCCUUGCCCACACCCGAUCUCACGGCUGUUCACCCGUCGGAUGUCUACUCGCUCGAGACCCUGGUUCCUGGCGGCCACUCUACCCUCCGCCAAUUGACUGGCAUCGACGAGUGGACGCAGCAAGUCGAGGCUGGUCUGGGCGUUGUCACUGGUUCGCGAUAUGUCUCCAACCGUGUCGUCGCCGUUGCACAGUCCGGCAACCCCACGCAAAUUCAAGUCCUUCGCUUUAUUCAGUUGUUGCUCGAGUUUACCCGCUCUCUCAAGGGUAUGGGCCGUGACAAGGGCGCCGGUCCCGGCAGCAAGAAGCUUCCUCCUCGCGAAGAUCUCCGCAAGAUCCUCUCCAGCACCUCCGGUGCAUCCAAGGCCGGCAAGGAAGAGGAGGAAACCAACACCGAGCUCCUCCCCGAUUCAGUGGUCGAUGCCGUGCGCCGCCGCUUUGCUCCCCAGGGUGGUUUCCUCUCCAAACACGACCUGACUCUCCUCCACACCACCAUCUGCGCUCUCACCUUCCACAUCCCCCCGCAGCCCGCCAAGGACGGCGGAUCCAGCUCUCUUGGUGGCAACUCGCCUAACGAGCUGGCCACCGACCCCUCGGAUCUGCGUGACGAUCUGCGUCUCGACUCGAACACUAUCCAGCAGUACUUCCGCGAGCUGGGUUGCCGUAUUGACAAGCCCCGUGAGUCGGAGUUCAGCAAGUGGAACAUCAAGGGUGGAAAGGCCGAGGCUGCUGCACGUCGUGUGGCUCGUCUGCGUAUUCCGCUCGAGUUCCCCAAGGUUAGCCGGGGUGGUCGCAAGUAGAUGUUUCGCCAGGAGGUCUUUGGUUUGUUCGUUGCAGCGGUUCACCUCGAAUUGUUCGGUGGUUAAAAUUCUCAUGUCGUUGUGUGGUAUAUCCGGCGUUUUUUUUUACUUCGAAAUGUGUCAUAUUUUUGAAACCUUUUCAUAUGAAUGCAUCUUGUUGCAUAUUGCAGCUAUGUCAUGACGAUAGUCUCCGUCUUUUUCUCGCUAGGUCAUUUCUAGCAUAGGAAGCUGAAAGACAACAUCGUAAGAGAGAGACGCAUGUCAUCUUGUCAUUGCUUAUGUUGUGUAACAUCUGAAUCUAUAUAUGCAAACUAGAUCUUAUAAACAACGGUUGCCCAAGCAUACGGAUCCCCAUCACCGAUAAUCAUGUACGGCAUAUCGAGCUAUAGUCUACCUCUGAUUGUACCAUAAAAGGUGAAGGGUUACUCAAUAAACCCAUCAGAAGUUCAAAAGAGUACAGAACAAUCAGACACUCAGAAGGAACCACUUUAGCACAGACAGGUACAAAUCGUUUGCUAGAAAGAUGUUCGAUCUUUUCUAGUAAAAACCGACUCAAGUUAACAAACCAACCUUACCACCCAACUACUCAGUCGACUCAUCCAAAAACUCCCCAAUAGCAACCAAAGACUUCUCCAUAACCCCAGGAUCAACGGUAAUAUGCACUCUCACAUACCCCCGGAAAUCCUCUGCCCCGCGCGUCCCAAAGCAAAGACUGCCCGGCGCCAGCAAAACCCCCUUCUUCUCUUGUAAUGCCCUACAAAACACGACGUCGUCCACCGGUCUUCGAUCUCCACCCAAAAACCUAAUAAACGCCGUGCCUCCGGCAGCUGGCCGCACCCACUCACAAAGACCCUUACGACUCUCCACAAAGGCAUCAAGCAGUGCGAUAUUGCGCUGCGCAAUGUCUAAAUGCCGGGCCAGAAUUUGCGGUCUGCACCGGUCACUGAGUGCUUCCGUGGCAAUGACGGAGUCAAUGGAACUCAAGGCCAUUGUGGUGUAGAGGCCGCGGUCGGAGCAUUGGGUUAGGAUAGAGGUGUUUAGGGUGGCCAGCCAGCCGAUUCGGGUCCCGGAUAGACCCCAUGCUUUGCUCAUAGAGCUUGUGACUAUUAUUUUGUCGGCAGGCGUCGACAGGGAUAUGAAGGAGGGCGGAGUGACUUCGGUGUGGAAGAGGGGGCGGAAGAUUUCAUCGACUAGGAUAGUGAGGCCGUGUGUCCGGGAUAGGUUGACGAUUUCGUAUGCCGUGGUGAGUGGUAAGAUUGAGCCGAGUGGAUUGUUCGGGUUAUUCAGGAUGAUCAUCUUGGUGUUCGGCCUGAUCAGCUCUUGUAGUUGUUGGAUGUUGGCUUGUGCUUCAUCUUGCAGACCGAGCGUCCAAUAUGAAACCUCCACCCCCGGAACGGAUUUGGGUAGGGAAAUCAACUGCGUGUAGCAGGGGUACAUGGCGAUGACGUGAUCUCCUGGCUUUAGCAGACUCUGAAGCAGAAGAGCGUUGGCACCCGUUGUACCGUGAGUCGGAAAGAUAUGCUCUGCAGUGACGGAGUCAUCGUAUAGAGCUGCGAUUUGCUGGCGCAGUGGUUUACUGCCGUCGAAUGGGCCAAGGGAGAGCUUCAGGGACUGGAAGGAAAGAUUGGCAGAGGUUGUCUCCUUGUCGGUAGAUAGAUCGAUUAGAUCUUGGAUGGAUAGAGAUGGUGCGGCGCUGCCGGCUAAUGCCAAUGUCGCGUUGUCUUUGUUGGAGUCGAUCCACUAGCGAGCAUGUCAGUAUAUUAGCGGGAAGGAGUUGUAGGGCUCUCUAGUCAAUGUACCUUUGGAAGCGCAAAGGAGGCU